AUGGUGAGAAAGAAAGUGGACAUCGUGAAAAUUGAGGAUAAAGCAAAAAGACAAGUGACUUUCACGAAAAGGCGGCAAGGGCUGUUCAAGAAAGCCAGUGCACUUUGCAAUAUUAGCAAUUAUGAGAUUGGAAUCAUCACUUUUUCCCUGGCCGGCAACAUGUAUGCCUGGGGACAUCCCACAGUUGACUCCGUCCUGAAGCGUUACAUGGCCGACAGGGCCCAGAAACCUGAUGAAAAUCAUCAAGAAAACGAAACUUCUCCAGGCGAUCACCAUCAGAACAAACGGGAGGUGAGUCUGGCUUUGUCUUUAUCACUACCUGCAGAUGAAAAAGAGACCCCUGAAAGAUCUGACGAAGGGAAGGCUGGUCAGGAGAAGGGUUUGGUGUUGAAGAACAACAACAAUAACAGUAGUAAUCAAGAAGGGGAGAAGAGAGUGGAGGGGCAUGCAGCAGCGGCGAAGUCAAAGGUGAUGGCCUCAUGGAAUUUGCCAAAAGUUGAUGAUCUAGAGAUUGAUGAACUUGAACGACUUAUGGCAGAUAUGGAAGAGAUGAAAAAGAAGGUUGUUGAUCGCGCUAAUCAGAUGAAAAGCAGUGCUGGUCGAGUUCCAAGUUCCUAG
Molecule: messenger RNA, 618 nt
Organism: Coffea arabica (coffee)
Lineage: Eukaryota; Viridiplantae; Streptophyta; Magnoliopsida; Gentianales; Rubiaceae
Biological process (GO): regulation of transcription by RNA polymerase II
Molecular function (GO): DNA-binding transcription factor activity, RNA polymerase II-specific; protein dimerization activity; RNA polymerase II cis-regulatory region sequence-specific DNA binding
Source: RefSeq, a predicted model, not a curated record